This is a messenger RNA of Zygotorulaspora mrakii, 1236 nucleotides long. It is a transcript of the gene MNN10, whose product is annotated as alpha-1,6-mannosyltransferase. The coding region runs from base 1 to 1236 and encodes 411 amino acids. NCBI's taxonomy places the organism in Eukaryota, Fungi, Ascomycota, Saccharomycetes, Saccharomycetales, Saccharomycetaceae. Gene Ontology annotation, cellular component: Golgi membrane. The transcript has a single exon. Gene Ontology annotation, biological process: protein N-linked glycosylation. The record is from RefSeq and is a predicted model, not a curated record. Gene Ontology annotation, molecular function: glycosyltransferase activity.
AUGUUUGAUCGGAAGCGAUAUAAUUUUUAUUCAUUUAAGAUACAUUCUGACUUCUACAGCGUUCUUGAGGACAAAUUGAUACUGGCAGGGCUCUGUGAAAGCAAACGUCUAGUCAAUUUCUUCAUGGAGAAAAAACUCAGCCGAGGAAAGAUGAAGAGAUCCGUCGGAAGACUGUUGAUUAAGUUCAAAAGACCUAUUUGUGCGGUAAUGAUGCUAAUCUUUCUCAUAUUUUGGAUUAGAGAUGGAAGAAAUCAGGGUUCUCCACAUGGAAUUUUAAAUCAAAGUGCGAAAGAAUCGUCCGUGAGAUUUCCUCGAUCGCUGCUUGACAGCUAUAUGGGGCACGAACAUAACGGAAAGGAUAGGUGGACGUGGACACCUUCGUGGAUACGGUCGCUGUAUAAGGGUAGCCAGGAUCCUGAAAUUGUGAUUAUUCUUGCUGCAAAUGAGGGCGGUGGAGUCUUGAAAUGGAAAAAUGAGCAAGAAUGGGCAAUUGAAAGAAUUUCGAUCGAUAACAAAAAGGCCUAUGCGAAACGACAUGGGUAUGGACUCACUAUCAAGGAUUUGACCGUCGCAAAAAGGUACUCUCAUGAGUUCAGAGAGGGUUGGCAGAAACUCGAUAUCUUAAGACAAACGAUGAGAGAAUUUUCAACUGCUAAGUGGUUUUGGUGGUUGGACAUGGAUACACUAAUCAUGGAACCACAAAAAUCUUUAGAAGAACAUAUCUUCAACGGGUUAUACAAUAUCACCGAUAGAACGUUAGAAAACUUUAACCCGUUGAAUAUCGAAUUAGACAUACCAUAUGUAAACUAUGAGGAAGAGCUAAAUCUGUUGAUCACACAGGAUUGUGGCGGAUUUAACUUGGGUUCCUUUUUCAUUAAAAACACUGAAUGGUCGAAACUUCUCCUAGAUUUGUGGUGGGAACCAGCUCAUUAUGAACAUAACCAUAUGAUUUGGGAACACAAAGAACAAGAUGCGUUAGAAGCACUGUAUAGUAGCGAAGGAUGGAUUAGAUCAAGAGUAGGAUUUUUGCCCUUGAGGACAAUCAAUUCAUUCCCAGAGGGCGCCUGUUCAGAGUAUGGCGGGGAUAAACGUUUUUUCUAUGAUGAUACGGAAGAUGACUUCGUUGUCAACAUGGCGGGAUGUAAUUUUGGUAGAGACUGUUGGAGUGAAAUGCAACGGUUCUCACUCAUACUAGAGCAAAAGAGCAAGAAAUGGUACAAUAAAAUAUUCUUCUGA